AUGACGACGAAGGAGAAACCGGAGGAGCUGGACAGGAUCCAGAAAAGGGUCAACAAGAUCCUGGAGUCGCGUCUGGAGUCGGAUAAGGACACCUUGGACGCUCUGAGCGGCUUGUCCACCUUCUUCACGGAGAACACCCUGCAGAACCGCAGGAAUUUGCGCAGCCAGAUCGAACACCGCUCCGUGGGCAUCAACGAGAACUUCCUGAAGGCCUUCCGCGAGGUGAAGCUCUCGCUGGACGCCGUAUGCGAAGAUCUGGACACGAUGGCCACGUCAGUUGAGACGAUGAAGUCGGAUCUGGAGACCUCGAAGGCGCUGACCAAGGAUCUGAUCGAGCAGACGAACACCAUGCAGCGGGAGCGGGAUCGUUUGGAGGUCCAUCAGCAGAUUGCCCAGGCCUUCCUGGCCCGCUUUCAAUUGAGCGGUGCGGAGCACCAGUUGCUCUAUGGCGCCGCCAAGGAUGCACCCAUUGUGGCGGACUUUUUCCGGGUUCUGGACAGGGUCCAAGGAAUUCAUGCCGAUUGCCGGCUACUGAUGCAGUGUGGCUACCAGACAGCUGCACUCGACAUCAUGGAAGAGAUGACGUUGCACCAAGAAGGCGCUCUGGAGAGGCUCUAUCGCUGGACCCAGAACCACUGUCGCAGUUUGGAGAACAACGAGAUCGGCCCGCUGAUUGUGGAAGCCAUGAGCCGGCUGCAGGAUCGUCCUGUGCUCUUCAAAUACGUAAUUGAUGAGUAUGCCAUUGCGAGAAGGGCUGUUCUAGUGCGCCAGUUUAUAGAGGCCUUGACAGAAGGUGGUCCCGGGGGCAAUCCCAAGCCUAUUGAGCUGCACGCCCAUGAUCCCAAGCGUUACAUUGGCGAUAUGUUUGCCUGGCUGCAUCAAAGCAUUCCCAGCGAAAAGGAGAACCUGUCGUUGCUAUUCAAAAAGUGCGAUAAGCAGGAUAUUUCUGACCAGCUACAGAACGCCUUGGGCUACAUAGCCGAUGGCGUUUGCCACCCACUCAAGGUGCGAGUGGAAACAAUAUUGCAGGCGGAGAAGGACACCAUUAUUUUGUUUACCAUUUCCAAUCUGCUGCGCUUCUACCAGCAGAUUAUGCGACAAGUGGUUCAGGGCGGCAGUCUGGAGGAGUGUCUGGUGGAGCUGCAGAAGAGUAGCGAGCAGAUUUACCUGGGUGCCUUGGCCGCCCAGGUGAGAAGCGUUCUGCAGCGACCAUCGGGAGGAUCGGGUUUGGCCUUGGAGCCACCGCAAAGGGACCUCGUUCCGCCGCCCAGCGUUGCCCGCUUACUCAACAUGCUCAAGGAGAUCCUUUCAGUGGCCACCAUGGUCGAUGGCCGCCAGGCGGACAUCACCAAGAUCGUGAGCUGUGUGAUAGAUCCGCUACUGCAGUCCGUGCAGGAAAGCGCCGCCCAUCUGCCCACCGUGGAUAUGGGCGUGUAUCUCCUAAAUUGUCUCCAUCACAUGCAGAGCUCGCUGGCUGUUUACGAGUAUAUGGACGAGCGUGUGGAGCGGUUGCAGGCUCAAUCGGAUGCCCAACUGGACACUCUAACCUCCGAGCAGGCUUCAUCGCUGGUGGCGAACCUCAAUCUGGGUCCCAUCUACGCCAUCCUGCAGAGCAAUCAGUCAAAAAUCGAGACGAAUCUGCUGAAAAUCUUCAUGUCCAAAAUGGACGCCUUUCUGGAACUGCCCGAUGUGCUGCUCCUGCCGCAGGUACAGCUUAUCAUGUCCAGCAGUCAUCGGGCCGCCGUUCAGAAGCGCUCCUUCAACGUGAUUGUGGCCAUCUACAAGCAGAUCUACGAGCGAGUCCACGACCCGGCCAAUGGCUUCGAGCAGCCGGAGCAGCUGCUACACAGGACGCCCGAGCAGGUGGCCCACAUCCUGACCUCCACCUAG
Drosophila takahashii is the source of this 1890-nucleotide messenger RNA. RefSeq names its product conserved oligomeric Golgi complex subunit 6 (gene Cog6). Gene Ontology annotation, biological process: intra-Golgi vesicle-mediated transport. The record is from RefSeq and is a predicted model, not a curated record. Lineage: Eukaryota; Metazoa; Arthropoda; Insecta; Diptera; Drosophilidae. Gene Ontology annotation, cellular component: COG complex.